GUCGGCGAUGGCGCGGGUCGGCGGGUCGGAGGCGGGCGGCUCGGUGCUGGGGCAGGUGACGGGGGGCAGCCUGCCGUCCACGCUGCUCGCCGCCUGCCUCUUCACCCUCAGCCUGGGCUACCUGCUCCGCCGCGCCCGGGCCCGCUCAAAACCCGGCCCGAAAUUCCCACCUCACAUCUUCUCGCCCAUUCCUUUCCUUGGACACGCGGUGGCAUUUGGAAGGAGCCCUAUCGAAUUUCUAGAAAACGCAUACGAGAAGUACGGCCCCGUGUUCAGCUUCACGAUGGUGGGCAAGACGUUCACGUACCUGCUGGGCAGCGACGCGGCGGCGCUGCUGUUCAACAGCAAGAACGAGGACCUAAACGCCGAGGACGUGUACAGCCGCCUCACCACGCCCGUCUUCGGGAAAGGAGUCGCCUACGACGUGCCCAACCCCGUGUUUCUGGAACAGAAGAAAAUGUUGAAGACGGGGCUUAACAUUACUCACUUCAAGCAGCACGUCCCUCUGAUCGAGAAGGAAACGAAGGAAUACUUUGCAAGUUGGGGAGAGAGUGGAGAAAAAAACCUGUUCGAGGCCCUGUCCGAGCUGAUCAUCUUGACGGCCAGCCACUGCCUGCACGGGCGCGAGAUCCGGAGCCAGCUGACCGAGAAGGUGGCCCAGCUGUACGCGGACCUGGACGGCGGCUUCAGCCACGCAGCCUGGCUCCUGCCCGGCUGGCUGCCCCUGCCCAGCUUCAGGCGCCGGGAUCGAGCCCACAGGGCCAUCAAGAAGAUCUUCUACGAGGCCAUCCAGCGGCGCAGGGAGACGCGGGAGCCAGUGGACGACAUCCUGCAGACUCUCCUAGAUGCCUCGUACAAGGACGGCCGUCCGCUGACGGACGACGAGGUGGCGGGGAUGCUCAUCGGGCUGCUGCUGGCCGGCCAGCACACGUCGUCCACCACCGGCACCUGGCUGGGCUUCUUCCUGGCCAGGGACCGGCGGGUCCAGGCCCAGUGCUUCGAAGAGCAGAAGCGCGUCUGCGGGGACGACCUGCCGCCGCUCAACUUCGACCAGCUCAAAGAUCUGACGGUGCUGGAUCGCUGCCUGAAAGAGACGCUGAGGCUCAGGCCGCCCAUAAUGACCAUGAUGAGGAUGGCCAGGACCACCCAGACGGUGGCGGGCUACACCAUUCCUCCGGGCCACCAGGUCUGCGUGUCCCCCACGGUGAACCACCGGCUCAGGGACUCCUGGAUCGAACGUCUGGACUUCAACCCCGACCGCUACCUCCAAGAAAACCCUGCGGCCGGCGAGAAGUUCGCCUACGUGCCCUUCGGGGCCGGUCGCCACCGCUGCAUCGGAGAAAACUUCGCCUACGUGCAGAUCAAGACCAUCUGGUCCACCCUGCUCCGACUCUACGACUUCGAGCUCCUCGACGGCUACUUCCCCACCGUGAACUACACCACCAUGAUCCACACGCCCAACAACCCCGUCGUCCGCUACCGCCGCCGGCUCGCGGGCGAGGCGGGGGGCGGCGGCCGCCCUUAGGAUCCGGGCUGGGCUCGGCGGGGUCGACGCGGGCUCCGCCCCGUGCCCGCGCGUCUGCUCGGGUGGCGCGCCACAUCGACGGUGACGGGUUUCUGACCUAAAGGUACCCGUUUUGAAAAACCGGCGGGUUCGUUCACCACACGACCCGCCCGGUCUGGAAAUCGCCGCCCGCGCCGGCACGGAUCCAUCCACGCCCGUGGGUAAAACGAUGCAGGAAUCUUUAUUCAGAACUUUUGACAAAAUACCCCAGAAAUUCAAAACUUCUACCCUUACAAAAAUAGGUCUCUCCAAGUGAGACUGUCUGUCCGCCCGCCCACCCGCCCCCACGGCCCCCACGGCCGCGGAGCCCCAAGGGCCCCUCCCUCCUUCCACCCACCUGAUAAAUUAAUCCUUCCUUAUAAGUUAAUCAUUUAAAUUAGCAUUCCACCACUCUACAGGUCAUUGGCUGAUGAUUGUGCUUCAAUAUACACAAACCGCUCGUA
Messenger RNA from Ornithorhynchus anatinus (platypus), 2007 nucleotides. RefSeq names its product lanosterol 14-alpha demethylase. The transcript has 10 exons. Gene Ontology annotation, molecular function: oxidoreductase activity, acting on paired donors, with incorporation or reduction of molecular oxygen; iron ion binding; heme binding. The record is from RefSeq and is a predicted model, not a curated record. Lineage: Eukaryota; Metazoa; Chordata; Mammalia; Monotremata; Ornithorhynchidae. Bases 8 to 1525 code for a protein of 505 amino acids.